AUGGACCCGGCCCCGGAUGCUGGCCAGUUUCGAGUCGAUGCUGUCGAUACCCGCCCUCCCGCCUUGGGCCACCGAGACCUGGACUCGGGGCACGACGUCGACCGCCAUCACCACCAGCACCACCUCGCUGGCACCCUUUCCCUCCCAAUUCCACCCCAAACCGAGUCCUUCCCCUACACUGACCGUGACCUGCGAGCCAACACCCACGACGACCCGUCGGAGAGCCACCAACAUGCCCCUCCGCCCUCGAUAGACCCCGACGACUUUUACAGAAAGUAUCGCGGCCUUGACGGCAACAGCAGCGCAACAGAUCUUCUUCCCAUGGCGACCACCUCGGCUCCUCGCGCGCCCUUGCAGUCCAACGGAGAUGGGACGGCUAGUCUCAAACACUUGGCGGCCGUCUCCCCUACUACUCGCAGUUUGCCGCGAGCAGACUUUCGCUCCGUCUCGAGUCCCCUGGACGCGACAGUAUCUACAAACACAACCUUUGCCAAAACGAUGCCGACCGGAAAACCGAGUGUAAAGGACCUCAAGAAACGAUUCGAUCAGAAUGCCGUCGCCGCUGCCUCUGCCAUCCCUCUUGCUCUUGCUAGAGUAGCUCCUGUUUCGAAACCUCCCAGGUCUGGGAACAGUGCGUCGGAGCAUGCCACUCGCUCGGCGACCAAUCCAGAGACACGGCAGCCGCCUGCCCUUUGCAAAAGCAUCAGCGACGUGACUGGAUCGGCGUCAUUGCCGCUGCGACAAUCCAAGUCUGUGAUUGACCAUCGUACUUCCACGAGCUCGCAGUCAUUCGCCAGUCGCGUUGGCAAGCCGUUCAACUAUGCAAACGGGGGGAAGCCAUCACCUUCAAGGCGAUGCCAUCACCGCCAGAUGCCUUCUACCUCGUCUGACGGGGGGCAGCCGAAGCGUCUCCUAUUUGGCGAAGUUCUACCCCAUCAUGACGACGCGUCCGCCCUGGGUUUUGGCAUUGACGGAACGCGCCCGCGGAGAACUUCGGAGUCCAGCGUCCAGCAUCGCAGCACACACAACCGCACCCCUUCUGGCCUGGGUGCUGAGCCAGUCUCGCCCCAUGCUUGGUAUCGCGAUCCUCCAUCCCAAAGAGACGCGACCCCUCGCUCCUGUACUUCGCGCUCUCGGCCACAGCCUCACUCCCGCGCUCAUAGUGACGACGGCUCUUCGUCACCGUCGUCGCGGGCCACUCGAAAUGCAAGAUCUACAUCCUCGUCACACUCAUCCAAACUUCCCGUCUCCGUCCGAAAGUUCAACGCGCCGAGCAACUCUACGAGUCCGUCCUCCACUCGCUCAAGUUCCCCGUCCACACUCAGGAGGUAUCAAACAAACGGCAGGCCGACCGCGAGAACAAGCCCUGUUGCUAGCCGGGUCAAGACGCCGACACAAACCCGGAAGCCUCCUCCACAAGGGCUCGUCACGUUGAGCGGUGGCGGCGGCAGCAGCAAUAACUCAAGGUUGCAGGCAUACAUCACUACGCCUGUUCCAAAGCUUUCUCCGACCCUGCGCAGCUCUCGGCCUCGACAGCCUGUUUCAAUCGCCAGCACGACCAGUUCCACGAUGAAAGAACCUGAUGAGGCACGGAUGAUGAGCAAGUCAGGAGAAGCACCCCCGAGUCGUCGCAAAAUUUCCAUCGGUCCCAUCGAUUUUGCACAGAGAAGAGAGCAUAUUAGGCUUGCUUAUACCAAGUCGAUUCGUGAGAGUGAAGCCCUCGAGGCACGGCAAAAUGCGGCUGUCGAAAAGAGACGACAGGAAGCGGAUGACGCUGUUGCGAAACAACAACACUUGGAGGCUGCCGACUCUCCCGAAAUCCCCAAAUCAGGCGACUCUGUUGCCGCAUCCAGUGCGGCCUUUGAGAUUACCACGACCGAUCCUGUUCAAAGUGCCAAACCUAGCAUGCCCGAGGCGGGCGACCGUGCAGAAUCGCCAAAGCCUUUGCCGGGAAGGCCCCCUCUAACGAUUUCCACUGACAAAGAAACAACAACCGCGCUUUCACCAGACUCGCCGACCCUAGGGCUGCCAGGGACCUUCCCUGAUCCAACAUUACCACCGAUCAUCAGAGAUGGGCGGCCGCUCUCAGCAACGUCGGCGACUUCAGAUACGACCGAGUUCGACGCCGAGCCCCAGACGAACUUACCUGUUCAACCACAGUCGAGUCUUGGCAUCUCAGUUGCUCUGAUCAAACCUCCAAGCCCCCAACUAGUGCAAGAUUCAGCGCUCCUUCCGCGUACCAUGACGGAAUACCAAUAUCCGUUUGACGAUGAACCCGAAGACGACUCCCCGUUACGAGCAUCCCCGAAGCUACCAAAGCUACCAGUAUCCGAACUCGACCGUGAUCUGGCUGUGCCAGGCUCGUUUGUGGACGAUGACGAGGAACCAAACGGCCUCGGCAUCAGCUCAUUGCAAACGCGAGACACCGCAAUUGCGCUGGUACCAGAUUCUGAUAAUCAAGUGAUUGCAGGUGGUGAUGACACCCAAACAAUGCCGUUCCCGCGGCUAGAGGUCCAGGAGGAUAACGACUCUGACUGUCAGUCCGGCUUGCACCACCUUGGGAUGCAGACGAGUCAGAGUGGCCGUCAGGAUGAUGACAAUGAUGAUGCAGCUACAAACACCGGCACGGAGGAGACUGACGACCGUGAACACCACGACGUUCAUGACGGACAAUUUGGUGGUCAUGACGUACGAUCCCACGGGACAUCAACGUGUGCGCCAUCGGAAGCUGGCACUUGCGAUGACGUGAGCUAUUCGGGCUCUGAUCAACAACAACACCGGGAGGCAUCGCUCACGGGCCAUUUGUUGAUGCCCAAUUCGAGAUACCAGGACGAGCGAUUCAAUAGGCAAUCCGCAUGGACAGACCUUUCCGUGGAUAGUACCGAUCCCUCGGAUGUCUUGAGGUCCCCCGCGGUGCCCAGCAGCCGUGAAUCACCGGCCUUUGGCAACGCAAAAAUAUUUGGCUCCAAGGCUGAAUCGCCUCCUAAUGAUGCGCAUCACAAAAAAAGACUGUCGGAACUUGCUUAUUCGGAGGAUUCAAGGCGGUCUUCAACCCGAUGCCAUUCGCACCAUUUGCCAGAGGUUGACACGGGAGAUGGCUUCUCGGUCCCUCCCCAUUUGACAUCCCCCCAAACAAGUGACCAAGCCUCUUAUGUUCCAUCGCCGGCACACGAACCGCCUCCCAUCCCAGCCUCCCUGCCGGGAUCUGGCCUCAACUCGAGAACGUCGAGCGCCUUUUACGACCAGGCCCAAUACGAGAGCACCCUACUCGACUCUGAACGGGGAAGCGACGAAUACAUGUCGCAUGCCGGGACGUCGCGGUCCGUCGACUCGGCAUCGCUGACGACUACCGACCAGUACGUGAGCACGCAAACACCAGCAGAUAGCGACACCAAGUCGCUCGCACAGGACGGCGAGGAGCUUAGCGACAAGGAUCGACACCGUCUCUGUCAAAGAAGAAAUGUCAUCAAGGAGCUGGUGGAUACCGAGGCUGUCUUCGUACGCGACAUGAACAUUGUGGAAGAGAUAUACAAGGGCACUGCCGAGGCGUGCCCCAAACUCGACGGAAAAACCAUCAAGCUCAUUUUCCGAAACAGCGACGAAAUCAUUGCCUUUCACACAUCGUUCCUCGCAGAACUCAAAGAGGCGGUUGCGGAUGUGUACAUUCCCAAGGGAGCCAGGAAGACACUGGGGGAUGACUCGCGCAAGUCAACGCCGAGCCUCGCUGCAGCAUCGGGGGAGCCGAACGAUGCCAAGGACCGCUCUACUUGUCUCGGACCGGUAUUCAAGAGAAACAUGGAGCAAAUGAAGAUGGCACAUGAAGGCUUCCUCCGUGCAAGUGAUCAGGCUGCCAAGAGACUCAUCCAAAUUCAGCAAGACCCCACGGUCCUGGUUUGGCUGAAUGAGUGCAACGAAGUCGCCAAGGACCUGACUGCAGCCUGGGACCUGGAUUCUCUCCUCAUCAAACCCAUGCAGAGAAUCACGAAGUACCCGAACCUCAUCGUUACGCUUCUGCAACAUACGCCUCAGGACCAUCCUGAUCGAGCGGCCCUGGUGGAAGCCAAGGACACCUUGGAACAUGCCAUUGUAGAAAUCAACAAGACCAAGAAGAACUUCGAACUCGUCGGACAAAUUGUGGGCAGAAAAAGAAAGGAAUCAGACGUCAGGGCCGGCUUCGCGCGGGCCUUUGGCAAGCGAGUCGACAAGCUGCAGGCAUCCAACAACAACCGCCCGGAAGAGGAUGCAGACUACGCAAAACUCAACGAAAAGUUUGGGGACGAUUACCUUCGACUUCAGGUCGUCCUCCGAGACGUUGAAUUUUACACCAGGCAAGUGUCGGCCUAUGUUCACGAGUUCCUUCAGUACAUGUCGUCGAUUGAGCUUGUCAUGCGGCUUCAGCCUGGCAACUACCCAGAGAUCGAGAGCAAAUGGGUGCAGUUCAAUAUUUCCGUCCGCGACCUGGAAAAGCUUGCCUUGGAGGAGCAUCUGGCGCAAGUCCGCAAGCACGUCAUUGAGCCAUUUGAACAUGUCAUCAAGGCAUAUGGCAACCCGUCGUUGGCCAUGAAGAAGAGGCAGAAGCGCCGGAUAGACUAUGAGCGGCUCGAACAGCUAAAGCGAAGCGGCAAAAGCCCCGACCCCAAGCUGAAGGAGCUUGUCGAGCAGUACGAGGCGCUGAACGAUACACUGAAGAAGGAACUUCCGCAGCUGUCGGCUCUGACGGAAAAAGUCGGCAACAUUUGUCUUGGAAACUUUGUGAAUAUCCAGGCGAAGUGGUAUGCCACCUGGAAAGAAAAGAUGAAGACGGUCUUGCCGGGCUGCGGCGACAUGCCGGACCUGCAGUCUGUCGUGUCUACUUUCCAACAAGACUUUCCACAUGCGCACGACCAGAUGUCGCAGAUUGGCAUCCUCAACCCAGCAACCUGGGGCAGAAUGUCACAAGCAACCUCUGUGAGCGCAGACGACGUGUCGUUGCGAGCAAGGAGUCGGCCCUCCGAUGUCGAGUCCCGAAGUCGCGGUCAAUCGUUGAACGGCGACGUGGCGCCAACGCUGCCUGCGCCAGAUUUUGGCGGACGACGCAGCGGCUCAUUUACAAUGUCACCAGGCUACGCCAUGGCGGUCGCCGGGUUCGGAAUCGGCAACGUGCCAAAUUCGCAUCAGUACGAUUAUCGUGACUACUACGCCGGGAUUCACGCCAACCAGGCAGGGCCCGCUUCUCCAAAGUCGGCCGAGAUGGCCAGCAGCUCACGGCCGGCCGCCGUCAGCAGUGCGGUUUCAACAAGACCCAGCACUGGGCGUAGUUUCGAGCCCGGAUCGGUGCGGCAAAGCUCGGACUCGGCGGCCGUGCAACAUCGCGACUCCAGCGCAACUUACGGCUCGACCUACACACCCCAGGCCACUCAACGGGAACCUCGGCGGAUUUCGAACCUGUUCCAGUCCGCCCUUCCAAUGUCGGACGGCCCAGAUGAUGGCGGCAGUCAACGAGCAUCGAGGGCGUCAUCCCGCGAACGCAGCCAGACUUCAGACGGCUACAACGUGCUGUGGUUGGCUGCGUCGCUCUUUGAAUUCAAUAUCUCCACCACCAAACACGAAGCUGGAUAUCCGUACUUGACAUAUCAAGCUGGAGAGAUAUUUGACGUCGUGGCCGAAAAGGGCGAGCUGUGGCUAGCGAAAAACCAAGACGACACAACAGAUCAAGUCGGCUGGAUCUGGUCGAAGCACUUUGCAAGACUGGCUGAUUCCUAG
Molecule: messenger RNA, 5742 nt
Organism: Metarhizium album ARSEF 1941
Lineage: Eukaryota; Fungi; Ascomycota; Sordariomycetes; Hypocreales; Clavicipitaceae
Product: Dbl-domain containing protein
Exons: 2
Coding region: 1-5742 (1913 amino acids)
Cellular component (GO): cytoplasm
Molecular function (GO): guanyl-nucleotide exchange factor activity; protein binding
Source: RefSeq, a predicted model, not a curated record